AUGAGACAGAACCUGGGCCGACCCACUCGCUCCAUCUAUCUCGUCCUGGCGUGUUUGUCCCUCACUCUCCAUCUCCUUGUGGCAUUUUUCUGUCUCUCUGUCCUCCAGACAGCCUGCGUCCUUCCCAGCUCUUCUUCAUCCUCUUCUUCAUCUAAUCCAAGAACUAAUACCCAGCAGCAUCAGUCUCUCUCCCAUGACUUGUCCUCACAUAAACUGCCAACGAGCUCUCAGAAUGAUGAGGGGCACAAACUGAAUCACGCUUUAGACCAGAAAGGGACAGACUCAGUCACUGAGAGGGAUAAGAAACAGAUUGGAGCUGGGAAAGUAAUUCCAAAGGUGGAGGGUCAUUCUGCACUGGAGGCCCUGUUCAAUCACCCGCUGUACAACCUGCCACAACCAGAGCUGCACCAAGACGACUGGCUACUGAGGGUGAAGACAACAGAAGAUGCAGGGGACAUAGGAAGUGAGGAAGACGAACAGGAAAAUGACAUUAACAGUGACAGUCAAUGGCAGAGUGCCAGUCAGGAGGAAGGCUACGACAGAGUCACUUGGACGAGCGACGCAGAGACUCACCCUCCCUGGCUACGGUUUCAUCUGGGAAUUUCUCGCUGGGAGCUGUACAACAGGAAGGAUCCCAACCUGGCUCAUCUGACUCACUAUUUGGCAAUGCAACGUAUCCUUGGCGCUGUUCAGAAGACAGGAGGCACCCAGCUCAAACUGCUCAUAUCGUUCCCAAACUACGGACAAGCUCUGCUCAAACCAAUGAAACAGUCCAGAGACACAGAGACGGACAUAAACCUCUUCUACUUCUCAGAUUUUGAAAGACACAACGCAGAGAUCGCUGCCUUCCACCUUGACAGGCUGCUGGGCUUCAACAGGAUUCCUCCAGUGGUCGGUCGAAUCAUCAAUGUGACCACAGAGAUCAGAGAGAUUACCACCGACCGCAAGCUGUCCAGGACCUUCUUCGCUUCCCCGGUAGGGAACGUGUGUUUCUAUGGCCAGUGUGAGUACUACUGUUCAACAGAGCACCCGGUGUGCGGUCAGCCUCAUGCACUGGAGGUGUCCCUGGCUGCGAUGCUGCCUGACCUCACCCUCGCUCCCCGCAGGUCCUGGAGGUCACCAUGGAGACGAUCGUACAGCCGCACCAAGCUGGCACAGUGGGUUCCACGUCUGUCUCAAUGA
This is a messenger RNA of Paralichthys olivaceus (Japanese flounder), 1182 nucleotides long. NCBI's taxonomy places the organism in Eukaryota, Metazoa, Chordata, Actinopteri, Pleuronectiformes, Paralichthyidae. The record is from RefSeq and is a predicted model, not a curated record.